CGGAAUAAAAUCCAAAUUUCUCCUAUUUUGUCCUACGUAGAUUUAUAGCUUAAAGUUUAUUUUCUCGUUUUAAACACAGCCAAGUCUUUCCAAUAGGAACAGGAUAUGGCACAGGGAAGACAGGUGGAGAAUUCGGUCUGGGACGAGUGGAGAUCAUCCGUUGUUUAUGCUGUGCGUCGCUUUGGCUUGAGUACCUGGAACAAGCUGAGGAGAGGGUCUGGUGGAGCCUGGUCUCGUACAGCAUCCAAUCGAACAAAGAGGCUGAAGGUUGGUCAAGAAAUGACUGCAACUUUAGAUGAAAAGGGCAUUUGUGCCUCUUCUGAGCCUGCAACUUACUAUCAUGCCAUUUACCAGCUCAAGGAGGGAGAAGAGAAUAUAAAUUACCCGGAUACAUCAUUUAGCUCUGAAGAUGAUUGUGGCAUGAGAUACUAUGAAGCAGUCAGUCAAGAACUUCAAGACCUAGAUCAUGUCGCAAGGAAGAGAAAAGAGAUUGUGCAACAAAACAGUGUAAUCAGAACCCAUGAAAUGUACAAUCAUGACCUAUCCCAAAACAAUUCCCAACAAUGCUUUCUCCAGCACAAGAACAUUCAUCAGCCUCCACAAAGGAAAAUGUGCAAAGACCACAGGCUUGAGCAGAAAAAUCCAAUAUUGGGAAUGGCUCGCUUCGGAGACGACGUGUCAGCUCGGUAUGGAGGUGGAGGUCCUGGCGGCGGGGGAAGAGGUGCGGGCCGCCAGGGAGGUCCCCAGGCCGCCCAGAGAGGGAUGUAUGGCUCCAAAUCGAUGGCCCAAAGAGCCCGGACUAUGGCCCUUUACAACCCCAUCCCCGUCCGUCAGAACUGUUUUACAGUCAACAGAUCACUUUUUAUAUUUAGUGAGGACAAUAUCAUACGAAAAUAUGCCAAAAGAAUAACCGAGUGGCCUCCAUUUGAAUACAUGAUAUUAGCGACCAUUAUUGCAAACUGCAUUGUUUUAGCUUUGGAGCAACACCUUCCUGAUGGAGAUAAAACGCCCAUGUCUGAGAGAUUGGAUGACACUGAGCCUUAUUUCAUUGGAAUAUUUUGCUUUGAAGCUGGCAUCAAAAUUAUUGCUCUUGGAUUCGCUUUUCAUAAAGGUUCUUACCUUCGAAAUGGCUGGAAUGUGAUGGAUUUUGUGGUGGUCCUCACAGGGAUUUUAGCCACUGUUGGAACGGACUUUGAUCUGAGGACCUUGAGGGCUGUCCGAGUGCUACGACCAUUGAAACUUGUAUCAGGAAUUCCAAGUUUGCAAGUUGUACUAAAGUCGAUAAUGAAGGCCAUGGUCCCACUGCUUCAGAUUGGGCUUCUCUUGUUCUUUGCGAUCGUAAUGUUUGCCAUUAUUGGUCUGGAGUUCUACAUGGGAAAAUUUCACCAAACCUGCUUCAGUGAGGAAACAAAUCAACCAGUGACAGAUUUUCCAUGUGGCUCGCGGGAAUGUCCAAAUGGAACAAUUUGUAAAGGAUACUGGACUGGACCCAACUAUGGAAUUACAAAUUUUGAUAAUAUCCUGUUUGCUGUGCUCACAGUCUUCCAGUGUAUCACCAUGGAGGGGUGGACUGACAUUUUGUACAACAUCCUUUCCUGAACUUUAGCUAAGCUUUUGGAUUCUGUCUUCAGUUACGAUUUAACCUCAGAAAAGAAAACCAGACAGUAGGCCAGCAGCCUGCCUUUGACCUCCAUCUCUCUCAAAGUCGGAUCUCCAGAAAGAAUCCUGUAUUUUGCCUACAGAGUGAAUUAAUUCCCAGCAUACAAGAAUACUUUGCUGCAUCUUCAACCACUUCAUCCGAGUUCCUAAGACAAAGACCAUGAAUUUUACUAGAA
Molecule: messenger RNA, 1835 nt
Organism: Carcharodon carcharias (great white shark)
Lineage: Eukaryota; Metazoa; Chordata; Chondrichthyes; Lamniformes; Lamnidae
Product: probable voltage-dependent N-type calcium channel subunit alpha-1B
Exons: 10
Coding region: 106-1599 (497 amino acids)
Biological process (GO): chemical synaptic transmission; calcium ion import across plasma membrane
Cellular component (GO): membrane; neuronal cell body; voltage-gated calcium channel complex
Molecular function (GO): high voltage-gated calcium channel activity
Source: RefSeq, a predicted model, not a curated record